AAAAUAUCCUCUCUCUUGCUUGCACGAAUCAAACCCUAUCAUUCAUCUAUUUGAUUCGGGGCUCUAUCUUCACCUAUACAUACACCAAUCUAUAUCUAUCUCACCUAGGGUUUCAAUUUUCCCUUUUUCCAAUUAAUAAUUAAACAAUUAAAAUAAAAAAGAUGAUGCAACCAGGAAACGGCAUGGCACCACCACCACCACAACAAUCGUACCAACAACAACCGCCACCUCAGCAACAGUGGAUGAUGCCACCUCAGCAGCAACAACACCCGUUGCCACCUCAUAUGUGGGCCCAGCAACAGCAGCAGGUGCCACAACAGAUGAUGCAAGGUGGAUAUGGCGGUGGCGGUGGUGGUGGCGGCUCGGAUGAGAUUAGGUCGCUUUGGAUUGGGGAUUUGCAGUAUUGGAUGGAUGAGACUUAUGUUACUAAUUGUUUUUACAAUACUGGAGAGGUUGUUACAGUGAAGAUUAUUCGUAACAAGCAAAGCGGACAACCUGAAGGGUAUGGUUUUAUUGAGUUCAGGAGCCGUGCAGGUGCAGAAAGUGCUUUACAGACCUACAAUGGAACACUGAUGCCUAAUAGCGAGCAGAAUUUCCGGCUCAACUGGGCAACCCUUGGUGCUGGAGAGAGACGCAACGAUGACACCCCUGAUUACACAAUCUUUGUUGGUGAUUUGGCUGCAGAUGUUUCAGAUUACGUAUUGCAAGAAACGUUUAAAAAUGUUUAUCCAUCCUGCAAAGGGGCAAAAGUGGUUACUGAUAGAACAACCGGACGUUCUAAAGGCUACGGUUUUGUUAGAUUUGGAGAUGAGGGUGAGCAACUUCGUGCGAUGACUGAAAUGAAUGGAGUUGUCUGUUCAUCUAGGCCGAUGCGGAUCGGUCCUGCAGCUACCAAGAGUGGUGCAGGUGGUGGUAUGCAGAAAGCUCCUUACCAGAAUGCCCAGGGAAGUCAAGGCGAGAGUGACCCGACUAAUACAACUAUAUUUGUUGGUGGUUUGGACCCAAGUGUCUCUGAUGAAGCUUUGAGACAGGUUUUUGGCCAGUUUGGUGAAUUAAUUCAUGUGAAAAUACCGGUGGGUAAACGUUGUGGAUUUGUUCAGUUUGCUAACAGAGCAUGUGCAGAACAGGCCUUGUCGAUGCUGAAUGGCACUGAAUUAGGAGGCCAGAGUGUUCGACUUUCUUGGGGACGUAGUCCAUCAAGCAAACAGGCGGAGCAAGGCCAACAGUAUGGUGCCGGUGGUGGUGCAUAUUAUGGCUAUGCACCCCAAGGGUACGAGGCAUAUGGGUAUGCUCCCCCACCUCAAGAUCCAAAUGCAUAUUAUUAUGCAGGAGCAGCAACCGGGUAUGGAGGUUAUCAACAACAACAGCAGUGAUCUGUUUUGAUAAAAGUUGUCGGCGCUCAAGAGACUGGCUUGUGUUUACUUAUGAGUUGUGACAAGAGGGUCUGUAGUUUACCGUUGUGGUGUUUGAUAUGCCAAGGGAUCCUGAAACUAUUGUGGAUGUUACUUGACAUUAUUUUUUUAUGUUGUCUUGGUUGAUCUAACUCUGUUUGAAGAUGUUAGGAAUCUUUGUUGAGAAAACUUGAUUGCAUAGUUCUAUUUUCUAAAAGCUUUAUCA
Molecule: messenger RNA, 1617 nt
Organism: Erigeron canadensis
Lineage: Eukaryota; Viridiplantae; Streptophyta; Magnoliopsida; Asterales; Asteraceae
Product: polyadenylate-binding protein RBP45-like
Exons: 7
Coding region: 162-1373 (403 amino acids)
Cellular component (GO): cytosol
Molecular function (GO): mRNA binding
Source: RefSeq, a predicted model, not a curated record